Molecule: messenger RNA, 547 nt
Organism: Haemorhous mexicanus (house finch)
Lineage: Eukaryota; Metazoa; Chordata; Aves; Passeriformes; Fringillidae
Gene: RPLP2
Product: ribosomal protein lateral stalk subunit P2
Exons: 5
Coding region: 159-506 (115 amino acids)
Biological process (GO): cytoplasmic translational elongation
Cellular component (GO): cytosolic large ribosomal subunit; ribosome
Molecular function (GO): structural constituent of ribosome
Source: RefSeq, a predicted model, not a curated record
UGCGGGCUGCCCGCCGCUCCGGCCCAAUGGCAGCGCUCGUUGUUGAAGGGUAGCGGGAAGAAGGCGUUGCCGAGGCCUCGCCCCUUCCUUUCGCCGCCGCUCUGCCCUCGCGUGAGCACGUCCCAGGCCGCUGUCCCGCGCCGCCGCCGCCGCCCAGGAUGCGUUACGUCGCUGCUUACCUGCUCGCCGUGCUCGGGGGCAACGAGUCCCCCACGUCCAAGGACUUGAAAAAGAUCCUCGACAGCGUCGGCAUCGAGACAGACGAUGAACGCAUGAACAAGGUUAUUAGUGAGCUGAAUGGAAAAAAUAUUGAAGAUGUAAUUGCCCAGGGUAAUGGAAAACUUGCCAGCAUGCCGGCCGGGGGAGCCGUGGCAGUCUCUGCUGGAGGGGGCUCUGCUGCUCCUGCCGCAGCUGCUGCCCCUGCUGCCGCUGAGGAGAAGAAAGAAGAGAAGAAGGAGGAAUCAGAAGAAUCUGAUGAUGACAUGGGAUUCGGCCUCUUUGAUUAAUUAUUUGUUAUAGAGAAGUUAUUAAAAUUCUUUGUUUUAAA